Ruditapes philippinarum (Manila clam) is the source of this 3299-nucleotide messenger RNA. RefSeq names its product von Willebrand factor D and EGF domain-containing protein-like. The record is from RefSeq and is a predicted model, not a curated record. The coding region runs from base 156 to 1724 and encodes 522 amino acids. The transcript is spliced from 10 exons. Lineage: Eukaryota; Metazoa; Mollusca; Bivalvia; Venerida; Veneridae.
AGUAUUGUUCCCCUGGAUCAAACAGCGGACCUGUAUGUGCAUGUGGAAUAGCAAUAGCUGUUGGAGCUGAUACUUUCAUCUUUAACAAAUGUUACAACACCAUAUUCAAAUUCGACUUAAUAUGUAAUGAAGGUGGACUUAUUGAUAUCGACGAAAUGCAUCCCCACCAUUACAAGGUCAGAACACCAAUAGGUACCAUUAUCGACAUAGCAUUUCAUGGAUGGAGUAACACAAUGAACAUUGACAUAUACAUGUCUGCUAAAGAUUACGGCAAUGUUGAUGGCUUAUGUGGAACAUUUGAUGGCGACAGAAGCAAUGACCUUCUUCACAGAGAUAACAAAACCAUUUCAAAUGACAAUAAUCGGAGCUAUCGAUUCGCAGAUAGUUGGAGAUUGUCGGAUGAAGAAAACUUGUUUAAAAAUGAUGCACGCUUGCUGACGCCAUGGAACACACAAACGAACGGGAUGGCAGACCAGCCUUGUAGCAGACCUAACUCUAUAACAAAGAGGAAAUGUAAGAUUAAUCGUAGAAAUAGGCGAGAAACUCAAAUUCCCGUACAGCACAAACAUAGGAGCCGGGAGUCUGUAUCCCGAGAAAGAAGGAGCACAGACAGUUUCACAGAAGAAGAAGCAUUUGCACUGUGUAACAGCUCCAUUUAUAAUACUCCAGCAGUUAUGGAGUUUCCAGACUACCUUGCCGAAGAAGACCCGGAUAUAAUUGUUGAACAAUGUGUUUAUGAUUUGACUCAUGGGAACGACACAGGCUGGGUUGAUGCACAUGUCACUAAUGUAAACAAUGUCGCAGACACUGUUCUAAACCUCAAUCCUGUAUUUGUUGCAAAUAAUACAGACAAGGUUAACAGCUUUCGUUUGCAAAUUUGUUUGAACAAUUGUAGUGGAAAUGGUGAAUGCCUAAAGACAGGAGUGUGUGAAUGCCAUGGAACAUUCCGUGGACCAGACUGUAGUGAUGACAUAAGAAUACCUCCUGUAGUUUAUGGUAUAGAAGGAAAUGGAAUCUGUGAAUUGUCAGAAGAGGAUGACUGUACUUGCUUCGAAAUCCGAUCUGACAACAUGUUUGAUGGUUUCAUGUGUGAUAUAAGUAAACAUAGGGAAUAUCUCAAUGGUACUCGAGUUAAGAUGGAACAAUCUAUUCAUGCUGGUUACUAUGAGGAUAUCUUCACUGGCGAGUGUUGCGCACCUGAAAGUAGAAAAAGGCGAUCUGAAGAAAUCAACGAUGAUGAUCCUUUUGUUAUCUCGUAUGACAUUUCUGUCAGCAAUGAUGGUGCUGCCUAUGGUGAAAUCAACACCGUCUUUGUCUAUGAUACUACAUGCUUGACACAAAGUACAAGUCAAGGGAAUAUCAUGAUUGAACUGAAGGAUGGCUACUGCUUUAUCGACGGGAUUUGUGUAGUACGUAACUUUUUGUCACCGGUUGGUUGUUUACUUUGUGACCCGGAUUCAAAUCUUUACAGAUGGACGAAUGGUACCUGUGUAGAGGUAGAUUCACAAAUGACUACAGAAAUGAUUAUAGGAAUCGCUAUUGGAUGUGCUCUUGUUGUUGUUGUUGCCUCAGUUCUUCUUUGUUACUUCGUGUGUUGCAAAGGGUCACGUAAAAAACGGCAAGUUCAAGACUCCAACGUAUGUCUUCAAACGAAAGUAUCAAGCAUACGAUAUCUUCCCGAACCCGGGAAUACAUCGUUUAUGUAUAACAAACACAAACUGUGAGUUAAAAAAUAUAAACAGAUGCUGUGAAGAAUUGAAAAGUUGGAGAUUUUUAAACAGCUAUUAAUGUGUCGUCGUAGUUUGUUGAUUAUAAAUAUAAUCAUAACAGUUAACCUCGUGUUAACUUUAUACAAUGUAUGCAAAUGUUCUCUAUGAUAAAGUUCUUCCGAUCCUACACAAAACAGAUGAAAAUUGAAAGGUCUUGUCAUGGCAAAAUAAAAAUCUUGAGCGUUCAAUUUAAACAUUGCUAAAGCUUUUAGAUUAUGUCUUAGAAUAACAAGUAUUAAGAUUUCUAAAUUAGCAUAAGCAAACACAAAUUUAACGUGCUUUUGUAUAAAAUAAAUAUAGAAAAACAGAACAUAUCAUCUUUGAAAACAACAAUUUAGUUUUCGAUUUUUAUCAUGCACGGACAAUAAUAGGAUAUAUUUGUCAAGACUCUGAGUGACAAAAGGCUAGAUUACAAUCCAUUUUUAAUUAUCCUUACUCUGACUUAACAGGAAACUAUUUCAUGAAUUUAUUUGUGUUAUGUUUUUGUUAUAUCUAUAUUAACAGACAUUGUUGUAUAUGCUAACAUCUUUGGCAUGGUAUUUUUUUACUGAGGGUGUACAUUUUUGAAAAUUUAAAAUAACAUAAAACCUUGUAUUUUUUGUACAUUUAUUAUUAAAUAUAGCAUCAAUAGCUUAGAUUAUAUCAUUAAAUAACCGUAACAUAUAUAACAGAUUUCCAUAUACCCAUUCAAAAAUAAAAAUGCCUAGAUGGUGUUUCAAGUUCGUGUUUUGAUAUAGCUGAGUUAUAAUGACAGUUAUGUCUGGUUAUAGCCUGAAAACGGGAUUAUUUUUUAGGAGUCUGAGUGAGAGCAUCUAGGAAACAAACAACUUUAUCCCGUUUUCAGGACUUAACUAGGCAGUAGAACGUUUUUCUGUUGUUGUUUUUUUUUUAAUAAUUGGCAGUACUAAAUUAAAGGCAAAUCUUUGGUGGGCUACAUUAUUUGUUGAUAUUCUAACAAUUUCUUAAAAUAAAAAUAUAUUUUACCUUCUAAUCGACUAAUGUUUACACGAAAAAAGCAGUCCGUUUUAGAGCAUUUUGUAGGUGCGAGAUGACGUAGUAUCCUACCAUUGAAAUAAAUGGCUUAUUAAUUAAAUUUCACUAUAUGUUUUUAUAUCUGAAUGCUGUAAACUUACAGCAGAACUAAAAUGAUCAAAAUCAUUUAUUCUAACCAUUUCAAUAUAAAAAAGUAAACAACUCACAGUUUAUGUCAUCUUUAUGUAACAAUGAAGCUCAAAUCAUCAGAAGAAAUUUGUAUUGUAUAGAUAUAAUGGCAGUAGUUUUCUUAUCUGUAAAAGCGAAACUAGAUAACAAUAAUUGUAAAUACAACAAUCCAUACCGCCAGUAAGGUUGGCACGAUGAUUUAAUAAGGAAGCAAAAGGAAAGUGAUUGAAAUGUAAGUGAGCAAUAUUGUGAUAUUAAGCAUAUAUUCUACAACCCUUGUAAGUUGGUACUAAAUCACUUCGUAAGUAUUAUUUUUAAAUGUUAAGAUAUUAAGUUUCAUAUUGUGUGUUUGAUAGAUCAUACAAAGUU